GACCAGGCGAGGGCGCUGCUGGUGGCCGCGGACAAGGUCCGGCUGGGGCUGGCUGGCAGCGUGCGUGACUUCAGAUUGAGCGAGGACUGCGACGGCAACGCCGACGUCCUCGCCCGCGACGCGCACGGCGGCGGCAUCGCGUACACCGGCGCGCCCGCGGAGGCCGUCAACUACGUCUCCGCGCACGACAACGAGACGCUGUACGACAACACCGUGUGGAAGAUGCCUCCGAGCCUCUUCAGCCCCGAGGAGCGCGCGCGGGCGAACUGGCUCUGCUCGGCGGUGGUGCUCCUGGCGCACGGCGUGCCGUUCCUGCACGCGGGCGACGAGGUGCUGCGGUCGAAGUCGCUGGACAGGGACAGCUACAACAGCGGCGAUUGGUUCAACGCCCUCGACUUCGAUGGUGAGCGUUCCGCGUUCGGGUCUGGCCUGCCGCCGCACUCCAAGAACGGGGAGAAGUGGGACCUCAUGAGGCCGCUGCUGGAGGACCCGUCGCUGCGGCCCACCCGCGAGAUGGCCGCCGCGACCACGGCCAAGCUGCUGGAGCUGCUGCGCGUGCGCCGCUCCACGCCGCUGAUAGGGCUGUGGGACGCCGCGGAUGUGCUGGAGAAGGUGACCUUCCCCUGCUGCGGGCCGUCCCAGCCGCCCGGCGUCGUCGUCAUGCAGACGCGCAACGGGCCGCCAGCGGGGGCCGCCGCCGGCGCGGCCGGGACCCUGUGCCCGAACCUGGCGCGGGUGGUCGUGGUGCUGUCGGCCCGCCUCGAGGAGUGCCGCGUGCCGGUGUGCCCACCGGGUGGCGGGGGCCUGCGGCUGCACCCGCUGCAGGCCGCCUCGGAGGACGCCCGGACGCGCACGGCGCGCUUCGACUCGGAGACGGGCGAGGUGGUCAGCUCAGGCUGCCGCCGUGUUCGUGGAGCCGCUGCCCGGCAGGGAGGGCUGGCUCGGCGAUGGCGGAGGACCCCUGGCGGCCGGAGAGUGCCGCUAGACCUGCGCGCCACCGGCCGGGGCGCCGCGCCCAGGGAGAGCUGCAGGGGCCUGCCAGGGCAGCGACUGGCCGCUAGGGUCAGCCGCUCCCGGCUGGAUUCCGCGCCGUCCCUUCCCCGCCUCCCCCCCACCUCCCCGCCGCCUUCUCCUUCUCGCUUCCCCCCCCUCGCCCGCCGCCGGUCCGCGGGGCGGGCCGCCUGA
This is a messenger RNA of Prorocentrum cordatum, 1185 nucleotides long. The record is from the annotation of a GenBank genome assembly. NCBI's taxonomy places the organism in Eukaryota, Dinophyceae, Prorocentrales, Prorocentraceae.